AUGCAUAUAAGAGAAAGUGCUGGAUUUUAUGACUUAUGUGUAAAUGUAUCAGGAAAUGAUACACAAAAUUUACAUUCUAUACUAUUAAAGUUACACGAAUAUGGAUUCAAAACAAUAGCAAUAAAUACCAAUGUAGAUGAAAGUGUCUUUGGAACAGACAAGAAAAAGAAGAAAAAAAGUGAUGAAAGUGAAAUAUCGCAGGGUAUCAUCCUUGAAACAGUUAAUAUAGAAAAUCUAAGAAGGGAAUUUGAUGGCAAAUUAAAAAUUUUUAAUCGAAUUACUUUCUUUUGUUCUGAUCCUACUAAAGCCCAUGCAUUAAAUCAUUGUUCAAGUUUAAAGAAAUAUGAUCUAUACUCUUUUGCUCCAAAAACACAAAAUGCUUUACAAUUUGCAUGUACUCAAUUGAAUGCAGAUAUAAUAACACUAAGACCACAUACUGUAACUUUCAAAUUUAAUAAAAAAUUAUACGAACAAGCAAUUGAAAGAGGAAUACAUUUUGAAAUUCAAUAUGUAGAUUUAUUAAAUGUAGAAUCUAGAAAACAGACCAUUCACUAUUCCCAUCUUUUUCAUACCUAUGGAAAAAGUAAGGUACAAAAAUUAAGCAAUAUGUAUGUAAUAUUAUCCAGUGGUACUAGUGAUGUUAAAACAAUCAGAAAUCCUUAUGAUCUUAUAAAUUUAGCAUGUUUACUUGGUUUGAAUGAAGUUAAAGCAAAAGCUUCAAUAUUAUAUCAAUGUAGAAGGCUUCUUUUACGAGCAGAAAGGAGACGCAGAGGAAAGGCUGCUUUUAUUAUUGAAGAUCAAAUAAAAAGAACCAAUAUUACUCAAGACUCAAACUUUUCAAAAAAAUUAAAACUAUAA
Molecule: messenger RNA, 858 nt
Organism: Habropoda laboriosa
Lineage: Eukaryota; Metazoa; Arthropoda; Insecta; Hymenoptera; Apidae
Gene: Rpp30
Product: ribonuclease P protein subunit p30
Exons: 3
Coding region: 1-858 (285 amino acids)
Biological process (GO): tRNA processing
Cellular component (GO): nucleolar ribonuclease P complex
Molecular function (GO): RNA binding
Source: RefSeq, a predicted model, not a curated record